Harpegnathos saltator (Jerdon's jumping ant) is the source of this 6289-nucleotide messenger RNA. RefSeq names its product serine-rich adhesin for platelets. The transcript has 11 exons. NCBI's taxonomy places the organism in Eukaryota, Metazoa, Arthropoda, Insecta, Hymenoptera, Formicidae. The record is from RefSeq and is a predicted model, not a curated record. The coding region runs from base 49 to 6162 and encodes 2037 amino acids. Gene Ontology annotation, molecular function: protein binding.
CGUGUUUCCGAGUCGAGUGCGACGAAAUAUGUCAGAGGCUCCAGAAGCAUGAGCGAGGGAGCGGACUCGGUUGCGCAAACCUGCGGGGAUUCGCUCACGACCUUGGCAGACGAAGGCGAACGGGAUGCAACGACGAGCGCGACGACGACGCAGCCGUCGCAGCCGCAGCCGCGGCCGCGACCAACAACGGCGACGUACACCGGUAGAAGACCGCGCUGUGGCACUGGUGGUCCACCGCCAUCGCCCUACAUGUGGAUCGACGGCCAGCAGCUGCGGAGCGCCUUGGUCUGGGUCAAGAAACCGUCCGAAGGAAGCGAUCCGCCUCGACGAGUCAACUUCCCCUUGAGCGACAAUCACCUGGUGACGGGCUAUUUGGAGCCUGCUAAUCCUUGGCGACACGCUGAAAAUGUGAGUCGCGAGAAUUUAAUAUUCGCAUACAAGGAGUCCUGCGCACGUCACAACACCGAACCCUUGCAAAAUGUUUUAGCACAGCUCGAGAAUCUGGAUAUAUCUCACGAUCGUUGUGAAGAGCUGAACUUGGAAGGGGAAACCUUGGAUCAGGAUCAUUGUGAGCCAUUGGAGGAGAUACUGAAGAGAGUACAAUUUAACAGAAUUAAUGUAGAAGGGACAUCUUUAAGCGACGAGAGCUCCAUAAUAUUAUUUGAUAUGCUGGAAUAUUAUGAAUCUGCAAAACACUUAAAUAUCUCGUCUAAUCCAAACAUCGGGCCACGCGGCUGGCAAGCGUGUUCGUAUAUGAUUAAGAAGACUCAGUGUUUAGAACAGCUCGAAGCGAGGGAUAUAACGCUUAACGAACAAUACAUGAACAUUUUGAACCGUGCAUUGCGAUUAGUCUGUCAUCUGCAUGUCCUUAAAUUGGAAAAUUGUGAACUGUCGGGCAGAGCAAUCGUCAUACUUGUUACAGCUCUAAAAAUGAAUAGCGGUAUACGGGAACUAUAUUUAGCCGAUAAUGGGCUCGACUUAUAUGACGCUAUACAACUUGGAUCUCUCUUAAGAAUGAACAAUCACCUGCAACUGCUCGAUAUCAGUAAUAAUAACGUCCAAGACGACGGUGUACGGGAUAUAUUGGAGGGUCUGAUUAAUCAAGUAAACGAGGACAAAACCGGCAAGGGACUUAGUAUUCUGAUACUCUGGAAUAAUCGUUUAACCAAGAAAUCGUCACCUUACUUUUCAAGAAUUAUAGCAUUAUCGAAAACAUUGGAGACUCUGAAUAUUGGUCAAAACAUGCUGACGGACGAGGUAUUGAGCAUCAUUAACGAAUCGUUGAAGAAUAACCGUGUCCUCCUGCAAUUGGGCAUGCAAUCGACGGAACUCACGUGCGAUGGAAUAAUCACGCUCGCUGAAAUAAUGGAGACGAAUCAAGUCUUGCAGAGAAUAGAUUUACGGGACAACAGCAUACGGAUGCGCGGGAUGCAAGCUCUGGUUAAUGUGAUGAAAAGGAAUAAGAGCAUCACGCAGAUCGAUCUGGAUGACAAACCACGGAUAAGAAUAGACUGCGCCUUGCAUCAGUACAUAGACCUGGUGGCGGAGAUACGCAAGUGCUGCGGUCAAAACGUGGAGCACCGCCUGCUGGAAGGGUCCACCGAGGAUGCCGAGAGCCUGCCGCACCCGAGCCGGCUGCUGAACGCGAGCUCCCGUAAGAUCUCGCUUACCUGUCAGACACUGCCAUGCCCAUCGCGACCGGCGGCGUCGUUGGUCGCUGCCGAUGAAACGGUGACACGCAGCAUGCUGGAGCCGAAGCGCACUAGCGGAGGUCGCCUGCGUUCCCCGGCCCCCAGUCCCAUCCCCUCCCCCAUAGCCAGUCCGAUCCCCAGUCCGUCCCGUAAUCGCUUCGUCGUAUGUCGGGUGCCAGAGGCGUCGCUGUGCUCCACCGACUCCUCGACGUCUUCCUCGCCGGUCACCCCACCGUCGCUCGGCUCCUCUCCCACGUGUUUCUUCACCGGCGGGAGCUCUGGCUCAUCGCGGUUCCGCGUGUCGGUAGUCGAGCCGGUGAGCGCCGGUCACUCGUCGUCGCCCAGGUCGGUCGUCACCUCUGCCAGCGGCAACGUCACGAUCGGCUUUAACUUCAAGGUGUCGGCCGACUCCGGCGAUUCCGACGUCGCGUCUAAAAGCGACGUAAAGACGCAGGACGUCGACGGGAAUAACACGUCCGUAGGUACACUUAAUAACGUAGUCUCAGUGGCGAAAGAGACAUCCGCGUCUUGUGAGAGCAUUGCCAAGCAUGAGGAACGUCGCUAUGCGGAGAAGAACUAUGUGGAGAUGGCGGUCGAAUUGCGCGAACGCGUCGCUGAGACACACUCUAGAGCGGACGAGAAUGUUACGUCGUAUGAGCAUAGACGAAACGAUAAGGCGGCGAAGUUCGUAGAAGAAGCGCAAUUAAUGCGGGGCAACGUUGAGAUGGAGUCCGGGAGAGCGUCCGAAGGCGUCACUGCGACACGCGAAGAUUCUCGCAACGAGAUGGCGAGUCGGGGCGACGUUGGAAUGGAUCUCAAAGUCGUCACGACGGUCUCCGGAGAGAUUAUCGAGACUACCGGAGACCGUCGUAUCAUGUAUACGAGUACAAAAGAGCUACAGGUACCUGCAUAUCCGAGCGAAGAUACUGCUUCGGCGAGGAUUAGCGUAGACGAGGAUAGUAGAGUCUUGAGUAGCGCGACGAACUUGUCCGUGGGUGACACUGCGACGGGGUCGCUAGCGAAGCCGGCUUCGGAAGCGUUCUCUGGCGGGACUUUGGAAUCUUCCGAGAAUGUCACCUCGGGAACGCCCCCCUCGAUUUGCACGACCGACUCGCAACCGCAGGAACGGGCGAGUACGUCGGUGCAGAAACACAAGUCCAGCUUGGAGAAGCUUUUGUCGUUGUUCCAGUAUCCCAGUAGCCUCUUCUCGGACUCGUCGAGUGCUGCUGUGGACACGAGGACCUCCUUACAGGAGAACGUAAGCGGUGUGAUGGCGUUGGGCGACAAAUUGCAGCAGUACCUGAAAGAAGGCCGAGCCAAAGUUAGUACAGAUAGCUCGUCGUGGUCCUCGGAGCACGGGUCUCCGUCGAGGAAUAGAUCAGUAAGAUUAAAUGUACCGCAGCUGCAGAGUCUGACCGGCAUAUUCACGUCUUUCAAGCUAGACUCUCACGCGAGCCUCGUCGAGCACAGCGCGAGGUUCUUCGGUCAGGCGAAGAGUCAAGCCGCGAAUAUUAACGAAAGGGACGCAGAGAAAGCGGCGGAAGUCGAGGUCGUGGGGAACGAUGAGAAGAAUUUUAUUAGCCAGGAGAAGAAUCAGGCUGCUAGGAAGGAUGAGAGAAAUUUCGUCGUGCAAGAAAGUGGUGAAAUUACGAGAAACGACGAGAAUACCUUCUCCGAUGGGGAUAAGAAUCAUGCUGUGAGAAACGACGAGAAGAGUUACGAGCCGGGCCCACGAACGUCGUUCAGUAACGAGAAGGACUCGAUGGAUCAGGAGAAGAAUCAGGUUGCGAGGGAAGACGAGCAGGACUUGUUUAGUUUGAACGGGAGUCAGGUUACGAGAAACGAUGAAAGUAAUUCGGCCGAUCAAGAGAGGAAUCAAAUUACGAGGAAUGCCGAGAGUAAUUUAUUCGAUCAGGAGCGGAAUCGGAUUACGAGGGACGACGAUGUGGAUUUAUUUGGUCAGGAGAAGAGUCAAGUUGCGAGGGACGACCAGCAGAAGCCACUCGAUCGGGUUACGAGAGACGACGGGGAGAAUGCGGUAAAUCUGGAGAAGAACGCAGUCUCAGGUGACGAGAAUAAUUCGUUCGAUCAGGUGAAAGAUCAGGUUUCGCGAGCCGAUAAAAAGGGCUCGGUAGAGCCGCAGGAAAACCGGGCUGUUGGCAACGUAGAAGAGGACUCCAAACUACAAGAGAAGAAUCAGAUUGUUCAAUACGGUGGGGACAAGGUCGCGAGUAACGAUGAGCGCAACUUGAAAGAUCGCGAAGAGCUGACUGUGAGUAAGAACGAGGAACCGACUGAUCGGGAGAGACACGAAGUUGCGAGUAGCGAUGAUGGAGAUUCCACGGAGCCGCGAGCUGCCCGUGUGAACGACCAGGAGGACUCGUGCAGCAUGCGUGAACUACAAUGGGCCGAAUUCGACCGGGAUGAUCGACCGUUACCUGAAAGCGUGCAAUCAAAGGACGAUUUUGCCGACAAAGAUUUAGUAUUAGAGAGCGGGUGUGUCGCGACGACAAGUACGACAGCAUCGUCGUCCCCGAUGUCGUCAUUGUCAUCGUCAUCGUUAUUCUCAUCGUUGCCGGCGUCGGCGAGCAAAUUCACCGCGUGCGUAGCUAUAAAGUUAACGGACAUACCUGAAUACUCUGUUUUAGAAUUAAGUGAGGCCGACGGUGUGAGGAGCGACGGUGCGAAGCGUUUCGAACGUGACGACGACGAAGGUCGACGAGAGCUCGACGACGACACGCAGGAUUUAGAGUGCGUAGAGCGUGACGAUGCCGAGGAGCGUCCUGAUUCGGCAUGUGUGGACUCUCAGCGAGAUAUAGAGCGCGACGGAGAAGCGGCUCCCGAGAGUAACGACGUAAAGUGCUUAGUACGUGACGGCGACGCGGCUGAAGGAGCGUGCGCCGCGACGGAACCGAGGACAUGUGAUACAACCACGACGGACAGUAUUAAUCAGACUAGUGAUAGUAGUUUUCCGAUCUGUAACAUAGCGCGCGAUAGGAAAGUCGUAGAUAGCUUAAAAGCCGCGAGCGCACUGAAGACGAGCGCCGCAGCGGACGACGACGUCGGCGGGACGACGUCCACACCGAGAGGCGACAAUGACAACGGCACGACCUCGUCGACGUCGUUGAGAGACGUCGACGCGAGCGAUUUCGACUUAAACGAUCAAGUUACCAGUGGCACGCGUCUUGUCGCCGAUGAAGAUCAUCGGUGCGAUUUCACGGGUAAAGAAGAGGAGGAGAACGAGCAGGAGCAACAGCAGGAUCCCGCGGAGCUCCUCAAUGAUGCUUGCCGUGACUCCGCUCAUUGCAGAAGUACAAGUGUAAAUAUUAAAGUAGAGCCGUGUGUGUCGGCGGCGACGACGACGACGACGACGACGACGACGACGACGACGAUGAUAACGUCGUCGUUGCCGUCAACGAGUCCCAUUGCGGUGAGCCAGCAGAUGCCGGAGGCGCCUUCGUCGGAGAGGCUCCGCGAGCGACAGUUGUCCAUGCCAAAUAACGUCGACGUACAUCGAAGUAUCCUUAAGAACGUGGUCGAAGCAGAUAAUUCAUCAGAGAGCGCUGUGGACGAGAGCGACGCCGACCGACAACGGAAUGACCCGACCAUUCUCGUUACACCGUACGAGGAUGCGUCCGCGAACCUGGACAAGUCCGAUGCGGACGAGCUAAUCUUCUGUAUGACCGACAUCUCCACUGACGGCACGUCCGUGGAGGACGAGUUGUCGCCGGGCGUGGUGUCCAGGUGUUCUCCGAACGACGUCGCCAAGGUGACCGACUUGUACUUUGAGCUGCCAAUAGCUACGACCACGACCACGUUGCUGAUCGGGCAUCCCGAGGGCGUGCAUAGGAACAGCCAGGACUCGGGCAUCGACGAGACUGCUAUGACGAUCGACGAGUCCGUCGCGAUGGACGCUCAUCCGCUGCCGGUGACGCGCGGCAGUCUUCAAGAGAGUGUGGACUCUGGGAUCGAGUCGGAGUGCUCGUCGAUAUGCAUCAGAGUGGACUCCGCUGCCGAGCGGACGCUGGAGGUGGUGACCUCCAAGAGACCAUCACGCAACGAUAAUGGUGGCCGUGAGCGAGAGGACGGCGGUAUGGGCGACGACGAGGACGACGACGGCGGCGGCGGCGGCGGCGGCGGUGGCGGUGGUGGCGGUGGCGACGGCGACGGCGACGGCGGUGGCGAUGACGAGGAGGACGGUGACGACGGGGAUGUCAACUUCGGAGAGUUCGCAUCGGAUUUCCUUGCGAAGGAGGCGCGACUAGUAGAUAACGAUAGCGUGAGCGGCAUCGCGUGCUCGUACCUCAACAGCAUCAAGUGCGCAGUCGUCAGCGCGACGCGGCCCGUCGCCGGGAUGGCGAGCAGCGGUGUACUAGGAGUCGUAGUCGCCGACGAUGGCGUCGCCCGGCCGUCGGCAGCCCCGGUGAUCGCGCACUCGCCCGCAGCUGUGCACGGCACCAGCCCGAAAUAAUGCUGCGGAGAAGGAAGAGGAGAAUAGAAGCGAGAAAGGGAACGAGAUCGACAACGUGAUCGAGUACGACGACGAGGAUGAUGACGAAAUCGAUGAAUUCGAAGAAGUCAUGAAGCAGCUCGAGCCA